AUGCCUAAGUUUGACUCUUGCCCUAAACUCUCUACCUUUGGAAACACCAUCCGUCCAUUCGUCUUCAUCAUGGAAAAUAGAUCCGUCACCAGCGAAGCACCAUCCUCCCCCGAGAUCCCCGGUCUCGCCGCACGCGAAGCCCCGAUCCAUCUCCAGGUCGGCGAACGCCGCUUCACCACCGCCCGCGCUACACUCACCGAAGAGAGCGGCUUCUUCGCGGCCCUCCUCUCCGGGCGUUGGGAGAACGCGCUCCAAGAUGGGUCUUACUUCAUCGACGCCGACCCAAACCUCUUUCAACACAUCUUGGCCUACCUGCGCCGCGGCGUCUUCCCGCUCUUCGACGGCGCCCAGGGCCACGACCACCACCGCUACCUCGCCCUGCUGGAAGAAGCGCGGUACUUCCAGAUCCCGCAGCUCGAAGCGUGGCUCAGCAACAAACACUACAUGAUGGCCGCGCAGGUCACGUACAAGGCAGAGGAGUACGACGAGGACGACCCCCGCUGGCGGACCGUCACGACGGCCGCGGGCAAGACGGUCGAGUACCACCCGCAGUGGGCGACGAGAAAGGUUUAUCUGUGCCCGCGGGGGAUCCCUGAACAUAGGGACAACCGGACGGGCUGUGGGCGCCGGUGCGAGUCCGCUCGCGGUGAUGACGGGGAUCAGUUUGAGGAGGAGCUGAGCCUGCACAUUCUGGUUAUUAAGCGGGAGGUGGCUUUCAACGCUGACGUCUGCGUGUCGAGGGCGGCUGAGGAGUAGAAUGGUCUUCGGCGGGGUUUAGUCACGUCUUGUAAUUAUCCCGAGCGGGCUGUCCACAUCAUCAAACACCUUGCUCUCGAUCAACAGCUGAGAGAGAGAAGAGCUGCCAGCUGAGAAUAGAAAAGUGUGCCCCCGACUAAUUACUACCUUACAUUACGGGACAAGCCGCUCCGCAGCCUCCGCUUUGCCCCUGGACCCCUGAGCAAUUAUCCCGAGGCGCGCUUAUGGACCAUGCACGGUAAUUUAGUGGAACUGACCGUCGUCCUCUCACGAGGCGUCCAACAGCCCCGUCUCCUGCAGACUUCCCCACAACGAGUCUCACUUGGUACCCGGCAAGCAGCCGAAAGCCAUGUCCGUGGGGCUAGGGUUGUUUCAACUCUCGGUAGCUUUUCUCACAGCUCCCAAACACACACGACCACACGAGCUUGGAAUGUAUCAAGUAAAGCUGCGAAUCCCACCCCGUCUCGUGUUUG
Molecule: messenger RNA, 1229 nt
Organism: Chaetomium fimeti
Lineage: Eukaryota; Fungi; Ascomycota; Sordariomycetes; Sordariales; Chaetomiaceae
Product: BTB/POZ protein
Exons: 2
Coding region: 1-756 (251 amino acids)
Biological process (GO): protein homooligomerization
Molecular function (GO): protein binding
Source: RefSeq, a predicted model, not a curated record